Messenger RNA from Phalaenopsis equestris, 910 nucleotides. RefSeq names its product GATA transcription factor 1-like. Gene Ontology annotation, molecular function: sequence-specific DNA binding; zinc ion binding. Gene Ontology annotation, biological process: regulation of DNA-templated transcription. Bases 140 to 742 code for a protein of 200 amino acids. The transcript has 2 exons. Lineage: Eukaryota; Viridiplantae; Streptophyta; Magnoliopsida; Asparagales; Orchidaceae. The record is from RefSeq and is a predicted model, not a curated record.
AAAAAACCAAAUUUUCCGUUCAAAUCAGCACCAGACCUAACCAAAUUUAGCUCAAGUUGAUCUAGGGCAUAAGCGGCAAUCAAUAAGUUGAGGACCUCGAGGUUUCGCCGGACGGGGCUAGGGUUUCUGAUUGUGCGACAUGAUCGGCCUUCCUGCGCCGUCGGAGCUUCUCGCCGACGACUCCUUAUUCUUUGAUUUCUCCGGCGACCCAAACUGUAACCCUAUCGCCCCCACCCCGCUCCUCUUCUCGGAAAUCCCCGACGCCGAUAUCGAUCAACGUCCUGGUUUAUCUGUAGAUGGGGAGGAAGAGGAGCUCGAAUGGCUGGCCAACAAGGACGCUUUUCCCCCUCUCGAAACAUACUUCGAUCCUGUUUCGGGGCCGCCUUUCCGACCUCCGGCGAGGGCAAGGAGUGGCGGGAGACGGAGGAGGCGGAAGGCUCUGCCGGCCUUUGAGCCGUCGCCGGCGACGGAGAGGAAGAAAUGCCGGCACUGCGAAGCGCAGGAGACGCCGCAGUGGAGGUUGGGGCCGGAGGGACCGAAGACACUCUGUAACGCGUGCGGGGUGCGGUAUAACUCCGGCCGACUGGUGCCGGAAUACCGGCCGGCGAACAGCCCGACGUUUUCUCCUGCUAUACAUUCUAAUUCGCACCGGCAGGUCAUGUUGAUACGCCGCCGGAAGUACGGCGGGGGGGGGGGGGGGGGGUGGCGGCCGACACUCCGGCAUCAAUCGGAGAGUUUCUGAUUUGGUUGGAAUGUUGCUUGAUUUUAGGUUGGGGGUAACGUGAAAUGGGAGAAGAUAUUUCUCUGCGUUCAUUUUUUUUUUUUAAAUUGUUUUGAUUGGAUGGAAUUGUGUGGUGGGAUAUAAUCUGCAGAUUUGAUGAGUUGAUCUGAAGCGUUGGUUUUGGAAUUA